UUUUAUUUUGUUAAAAUGUCUGAAUGAGUGUUUUCCAGCUCGUGCUCUCACCUGUGGGAACACAUGGUCUCCCAUCAGGCACCUGGAGAUCACACUGAGAGACACGCGCCCAACAACAUGGAGCAACUUGCUUUCAAAUACAUGGACAUGUGCAAAGUGGAGUCCAGCACUGACACUGACUCAGAAAUCAGUCCCAGAUGGUCGGACACCAGCACCAUGGGAUGUGUGAGCAGUGCACCGGAGAGUGGGACAUUGCGUCGGACACUGAAGCCUGCUGCAAGACAUGGCUGCUCUUCUUUGUUUUUGGACCCGUAUGACGGCAGCUCUGAGGAUUCAGAUGAGUCACACUUCGAUGUUGGUGUCUCCAGGCGAACACGGCAGCAGGGAGGAGGAGGAGGUGGGCGUCGGUUCUUGGGCCGCAGCAGGAGAUUUAUCCUUCACCACCCUGCUCCUGUUGCCCUCAGAGAUGUGAUGAAAGAUGGGACGAGAGAUCCCGUGGACGUCCAGAUGAAAUGUGGGAGUGACUCUGAGCUGUGGGUCUAUGAGCUCGACACUCUGCCCUCCCACGGCGACAAGGACGUCUGUGGAAAUCUUGCAGCAAACGAUUUCACAGCAUGCGCCCAAACCAUGGAUAUCGAGUUGCAACUUCAUGAUUCAGGCCUGCUUGCUUCGAGAUCCUCAACUCCUCACACACCAGGACCCCUCACCCCAGCGGGAGGGGGCUCAUCCUGGAUGCUGGACAGCUCCUCGGAGAGAUCUCCCAGCCCCUGUGACCUCAGAUCUCUUUACAAGAGAAAGCUCGGCCCCCCUGGAGCUGAAGUGGCACAAAGGAAGAGGCAGUGUGUCGUCAACAUGGAGGAGGAAGAGGCGGGGGACUCUGCAUCCGAACCAUGUUAGACCCCUCUGAUGACGGACUGACAGAAUGAUGUUCUUGUUAUAUUAAACACUUUAAAAUGAGGUGUAUGGUGGAAUGACAUUAUGUAAAUAGUUCAUUUAAAAUGCAUUUGGAGUUCUACCUUGAGUAAUUGCAAAAUUACUCAGGCGAUAAGUCUCUUUUUGAACACGUUUUUGUUUGGUUAGGAGGAAUUACCAUAGUGACCUGAUCCUAAUGACAGACCCGACAUACAUGACGCACCCUGUCAAUGAAGACACAUUCAGUAUGAGCCCCUCCUGAUUUGGAGGACAUUCAGCAAUAACAGCUCCUCCGAAAUGUUGUCAAAGAUGUGCUCAAAAACCUGGAUAAGCAUUUCUGACAACUUCAUUCUGAGAGGGAAGCUGAACUAAAUGAGAACGCAUCACAUUCACAAAUUGUUUUAACACCAUUUCUGUCAUUUUGGCUG
Molecule: messenger RNA, 1340 nt
Organism: Paralichthys olivaceus (Japanese flounder)
Lineage: Eukaryota; Metazoa; Chordata; Actinopteri; Pleuronectiformes; Paralichthyidae
Source: RefSeq, a predicted model, not a curated record